Molecule: messenger RNA, 1862 nt
Organism: Closterium sp. NIES-67
Lineage: Eukaryota; Viridiplantae; Streptophyta; Zygnematophyceae; Desmidiales; Closteriaceae
Source: the annotation of a GenBank genome assembly
CCUUUCCCGUUUGUUUCUGUUCUGGCCCUUCACCACUAACAACGAAGGGCAUCGCCACGUGCCCUUCAUGCCGCCCGUUCGCUUUACUCCUCCCUCGAACAUUUCACGGGCUCCAGCGUCGCGCGUCGCGCGUUGCGCGGCGUCAUGGCGACGAUGGAAGUCUUCUUGCCCUUCUUCACUCACUGCUCGUCCUCCUAGCCGCAGGUGCUAUGCACGGUAGGCCUGUCCCCCUGCAGCCCCUUGCGCCCCCUGCGGCAUCCUGCAGCAUGGCCUCGCAGUGCCCCUUUCCUUGCUCCACAUGGCUCGACCGCUUUCAUCCGCACGCUCCAUCAGGUAGUGCGUUAGAACUGCACGAUAGUGCGCUGGUCGCAACGGAUCCCGAACGUCUCGACUGCCAUUUCGAAUCUGAACAAAAACUGCGGAUCGCGUCUCUCCGUCUCUCCGAUUCCAUUGUCAGCGUUAACUCUCUCCCCGAGCCAUGCCUGGGCCUCGAUCCGAGCGCGAGGCACGCCGAGGCUCGGCGGAGGCUCCGGAUGCCCUGGAGCGGAUCGCGAGCGAGGCUCGGGAGUACCGCGUUCCCGUGCCUGACAACGUGCCUGUGCCUCUGGUUCGGCGUGUCCGGAGCCUGGAGGUUAAACAGUUCCUAUGCGGAGUGCUGGCAGGGGGGGUGGUGGGGGCAUGCACGGGCCCCUUGAAGAACCUUCAAACGAGGGUGAUUGCACAGAAGGGGGGGCGAACAGCAGCUGAGGUGGCAUCCACGGCUGUGCGCAACCGGGCUUUAAGGGACAGCAUUCUGUCUGCUGGCCUCAAGAUGCCCAUCAUCAUGACAGCUCUGAACAGAGGCAUUCAGUUUUACACGUUUGAAACCACCAAGGCCUGGCUGUCACGAGCCAAUCAGAACCAUCCUCGAACUUUUCGGCUGCCCGAGUCUGUACCUCCCAGCUCAGUGGCAGGCGGGGCAGCCGGGCUGGCUGCCACUCUGCUAAUGUACCCCUUCUCUGCUGUUAGCGACCACAUGAGCUUACAGCCAGGGAAGUACGCGGGUCUGCGCCAUGCCUUGGUGGGCGUCACACAGCAGUAUGGGGCCUCGCAGCUCUUCAGGGGAGUCGUCCCCAAGUUGGCGUCCAUGGUGCCCGCGUCUGCCAUCAACUUCCUCGUCUUCGACUCCCUCAAGGAAGAGAUCAAGAGGCGGAGAAACGGCAAGGACCCCUCAGCAGCCCACACGCUCGUUGCAGGAGCCCUCGCUGGUGCAACCUCCACUAUAAUCACACACCCCUUCGAGCUCUGCCGCCGCGAAAUCAACAUGAGCUUGCUGCCAAAGCAUGCCACCCCUACGGGCGGGCACUUGGAAUACAACUCCCUGCCGCAGGCAAUGAGGGGGAUAUGGCGGAAGGAGGGGGUGAAGGGGCUGUAUAGGGGGGUGCUGCCGAGCCUCAUUGAGCUGGUUCCCGCAACAGCGAUUGGGUUUCUGGCGUAUGAGAUGGGGAAGAGAGUGAUGGUGGCCGAGGGGCAGGAGGGGAGGGAUGAGGUGAAGGGGUGAGAGGUGCGGAGGGGUGAGGGGGUUGUACAGAGGGGUGCUGCUGAGUUUGAUUGGGCUGGUUCCGGCCAUGGCAAUUGGGAUUGUGGUGAGUAUAUGCCUUUUGUCCUUAGAGGGGGAUGAAGCUGGUUACCAUGAUAAACUUCUGAUGUGUCUUUGGAAGCGUGGCAUUUCAUUAACCCCCCAACUCAUGGCUGACAUGCUCUCACCUCCCUGGGGGUCUAAAAAAAUAAAAUGGGUGCUAGCUAGGUUGAAUUGACUACAUGCUUCUUCAUUCAAUAUGUUGACAACAUAUGUUUGUACUGUAUGUGCUUACAUUGGAUAC